UGCACCUUUAAUGCUAGUGUUGUGACAUUAUUUAACUGAUGGUUCCUGUCUUUACUAAUGGACUGACAUCAGCCGGCAGAGAUGCUAUUGAAAGAUCUUCCCAGAGAGGCCCUGUUGCGGCCAUUGUCCAGGAAUGAGGUGGUGGGCAUGUUGUUGAGAUUGACCAUCUUUGGUGCAGCGACCUACUACAGCAUCAAGUGGGUUGUAGACGCUAUGGACCCUACCGCCAAACAGAAAAGCCAAGCCAAGAAAAGGGCAGAACAGCUGAUGAAGAGGAUUGGCGUUGAGGGCGUCAAGCUAACCGAGUAUGAGAUGAACAUUGCCUCUCAUCUAGUUGAUCCGCAAACUAUGAAGGUGUCCUGGAGAGAUAUAGCAGGUCUGGAUGAGGUCAUCCAUGAACUUCAAGACACAGUCAUCCUGCCGUUUCAGAAAAGACACCUUUUAGCUGGAUCCAAACUCUUUCAGCCUCCUAAAGGUGUUUUAUUGUUUGGUCCUCCGGGAUGUGGGAAAACCAUGAUUGCCAAGGCAACUGCCAAAGCCUCAGGCUGCAAGUUUAUCAACCUUCAGGCCUCCACGCUGACAGACAUGUGGUACGGCGAAUCACAGAAGCUGACUGCUGCUGUCUUCUCAUUGGCUGCAAAAAUACAGCCCUGCAUCAUCUUCAUUGAUGAGAUUGAGUCCUUUCUGAGGAACCGCUCUAGCCUGGACCAUGAGGCCACAGCCAUGAUGAAGGCCCAGUUCAUGAGCCUGUGGGACGGCCUGGACACUUCUACAACAACCCAGGUGAUGGUGAUGGGAGCUACAAACAGGCCACAUGAUGUGGAUCCAGCCAUUCUGCGCAGGAUGCCCACCACUUUUCAUGUUGGCCUGCCAAAUAUAAGACAAAGACAGGACAUCCUGCGGUUGAUCUUAGCAGGAGAAAACCUGAGCAAUGCCAUAAAUCUGAGGGAGAUAGCUGACAAGACAGACGGGUACUCUGGCAGUGACCUCCGGGAGCUUUGCCGCGACGCUGCCAUGUACCGCGUCCGGGACUACGUCCGCAAGGAGCAGAUGAGGCAGAUUGCUCAGCAGCUACAGGACUGUGAGGAGGAGGAAAAGCCUGUGGAUGAGGAGCGGUUGCGGCCGGUCACCCAGCUGGACCUCCUCUUUGGCUUGGACAAGAUGAAGGAAUCGAAGCUGGUCACAGCGUCCAUGUCACCCAUUGUGGCAGAGGUACCACUGGACUAAACACCAAACGCACCACUACAGGAAACGUUUUCUUCUCACUUUUGUCUGCAGUGUUCCAACUUACCGAGCAGAGGCCCCUCCAACAUGUCAGAGGUGCAGUUGGAAAAGCCAGACAGCAGCCAUACUUUUCUUAAAGUUUAUUUAUCCAGCCAGGGUUUGUUCUGAGCAUGCUCACUUUCAGCACAGACCUGCCACGUGUACAGUUACAAUACAUUCUCCUAGCUUGAGAAGCAUUUUCCAUAAACAUUACGGAACUGUCUGAAAUUGCUGCUAAUAAUACUAAAAAUUACUCUCCUACACCACUGUAAGGUUUAAUGUUAUUACACAUGAUCGUGAGCAGAGUGAAUUGAGCAAAAUGACUCAUGAGGCUGGACUCCAGACCAUGAGGCUUGGCAUUGCCAGACUACUUCCCAUAUGCUUAGUAUUAUUGAACCUCUUCAUUCAUUUUUUUGCAUUUCCAAGAAAUCAGGUGUUGAGGGAAUGUAACAAAUCAGAGCAACAAACAGUGUGAGGUAGCGCUGAGUGAUGCAUGCAAGUUGGGGCGGAGCUUAAUCCAUUUUUGUUUCAAGAAAUGGUGGCAGCUUGGUUACACAUUUUCUCAAACUACAGCCAAACGGUACUUUAAAAUGUGUUCCUAAAACCAUUUCUGGCAAGAAAUAGGCAAUGUAGUGAAAUCAUUUUGAUUCAAAUUUCAUCAACGCUGCCUAGUUGGACAGUUUGAUCUGAAUUUGUGAGCUUGGUGUGGUUCAGUGAACGCCAGUCGUCAUAGCAAACCUACCCCCUAUGAGACAGGUUCUAAUUGGCCCAUCCAGGGCCGGGACAGCUGGAAAUCUGACUGUGGGAGAAAGACCAGACGCAUCAGCCAGAGCAAACAAAACAUGAGCUUAGCAGAUUCAUCUGCUUCCCAGGCUACCAGACCAGUAUAAUUCCUUUGAGGUUCGGUGCUUGAUUGAUCAGCUGUCUCCUAUCUUUCUCUUUUGGGCUAAAACAUGUUUGAAUAACAAAAAAGUACAUAUUAUCCAAACACAUUGGUUAGUCAUCGGCUGAUCCUGGUGCUCCCAAGUCACAUUAAACUAUAUUCUCUGCAGACGUUGUCAUGUGAUAGCAAGUAAGAACGUAAUGCAUCUCAGUAACAUCCCUUUUUCCAAAUAACAAGGUAUCGAAUGAGGGAAUUGCUUUUUCAUUUUCAGCAAUGCCAGAUUAUAAGAUUUAAUUAUUCAAAAACAACUUCUUCAGUGUGUUCACAUGAGAUUAGAGUGCGGUGUUUUACUGCAGGGUCGUGUGGCGGUGAGAGAAUGUGGCCAAUUUUUAACUUUAGUCCCCCCAGUUGUAGCACAAGUAGACUUUAUAUUUUACAGUUAUUGUUUCCCAUCAGUGUUUUUAUGAUUCCGACAUUUCCAACCGCACUUGAAGUCAGCUUCAUUCAUUUCACAGCAGCUUGAUAACAAAAGAUAAGGGACUGUGCUGGAGAUACAGGGAGGGAUAGUUACUGCACUCUCUCACUGAUUCUCUGGCUACAGGAUUGGUAGCAGAAAGCUUGAGUCUGUUUCAACUUUUCACGGCCCAAACGCACUACCCGUCUCAGAUAAUUGUGAUUACCUGUGUUUUUGCCGCACCACCAGAUCUAAUCUGAGCUCAACAAUAGAUUGUUUUUUCCUGAUAAAUCUACUGUACUGUUUGGACACCGAUGUCAUCAGGUUUUGAUUUCCAUAAUCAUUCACAAAGUUGAUCAACAACAUUGUUUAUUAUAUUUGUUUUGUGUAUUUAACCAGCAUGAGGUUGCAAAAGAAAACUGCAGUAAUGCAAGACUAAGCAUGUAAUGAGUUACUGCUCCUAGGGAGUACAAUUUUCUUUUCAGGUACAAUAACACAUAACAGUUAAAUGUAUGUUUUUAGUCAUGAAAUGACUUGUAUGAAUUGUAUGAAUUGUAGAUGCCAUCAAGUCACAAUAUGUAAACAAUAAUGAAGAGACACUUGGAACACCUGUUACGUUUUGAGACGUGAAGCUACAGAUUCAAAUUAAUAGUAUUCAUCACUUUUUGGUUCAUCAGGGCAGAAUUAUUAGAUAAAAUUAUAAUAAACAGUGUUAGCUUGAAUUUGUUUGUUAAUAUAUGUGGACAAAUGUAGAUAACAAAACAGUCAUCACUUAAAGACAGAAAUAUGAUCCACCGCUGUAAUGACCUGAGCGUGAGGCAGCAAUAAAUGACACAGCUAUAAGCCAUUAUACCAAUAUCAGUCAUUACUCUAAUGGGGUAGUAUUCUACCUACUGCAUCUGAUGUAUCACUGCUUGGUCCUCAGCUAUUAGCAGGUUGUUUUCAUAGGAAUUGUACUGUGUGCAUGUUUGUAAAUGUAGAAGUAAAAUGCUGUAUUAGAUUUAAGAUGAAGACUUGGAAGGCACCUGAAGUUACACAAUCCAAUAAAUGCUCUUCGGUGCUUUUAGUGCUGCUUUGAAACACAAA
Molecule: messenger RNA, 3686 nt
Organism: Centropristis striata (black sea bass)
Lineage: Eukaryota; Metazoa; Chordata; Actinopteri; Perciformes; Serranidae
Gene: atad1a
Product: ATPase family AAA domain containing 1a
Exons: 10
Coding region: 82-1227 (381 amino acids)
Cellular component (GO): mitochondrial outer membrane
Molecular function (GO): ATP hydrolysis activity; ATP binding
Source: RefSeq, a predicted model, not a curated record